UCUGUAAGAGGCUACUUUCGCUUUUAGUUUUUUUUUUCUUUUCUUUAGGAGACGACGAGAUGAAGCCACACAGCGUCAAAGGAGAUAAGCCUCUCUGCAGGCAUCACCACCAAAGCUUUUGGCCUUCAAAACUGUAAGUGCUUUGACACUUACAAGUGUAACUCCAAGUGGCCGUUGAUUUCUACAAGAAUGUGAUGAAUGAGGCUGCGGUGGAUUUUUUUCCUCUUUGUCAAGAUAAAUGCAAUUUUCAUUCAAUAAUUUCUUCCAAAAAAAUACAAAUAUAUUUUUCCUUUUUUCUACUGUUUUUCCGGACUUGACAAAUAGAUGUUUAAAAUUGCCUACUCCCAGCUUUUAAAAUGACCCAAACUAUAACCUACAGCAUCUAUACAGGCUCAUACAGUGAAAUGGCGGAUAGAUUUUCUAUCAUGGUUCACAAUGUCAUCGCAGAUCUUAACAAUGAGGAGUGUAGGAUCCUCCGGUACCUUUGUACAGAUUUGUUCACCAACAGCUGUAUGGAAGAUUUGAGAGGAGCUUUGCUGGCCUUUGCCAAACAGAGACAGAACCAAGCGGGUCAAUCUCAGGCUGUUGAUGCCCUGCUGAUGGAGCUCAUGUUCCGAAUUAAGCGCUUUGAUGUCCUAAGGAAAGUUUUUGGCACCAACAGACAACAGGUAGAAAGAAUUCUGCAGGAGGGAAUGGCCCUCUCAGAUUACAGGGUUCUAAUGGCAGAUGUGAACGAAAACCUGGACAAGGAGGAGUUACAAUCUCUUAUCUUUCUCCUGAACAGUAUCCUACCCAAAGAAAGAAUGGCUAGAGCUACAAGCUUUCUAGAUGUGGUGGUGGAGUUGGAGAAGUUAGAUGAAGUAUCUUGUGAUAAGCUAGACCUGCUUGAACGGUGUUUGAGGAACCUUAAAAGAAUGGACCUUGUCAAAAGGAUUCAGGCCUACCAGAAAAGAGGUCAAAAUGUACAAUGUGCAGUCCCUAAAGUUCAGAAUUCCUUUAAGUUCACACCUGGGAAGUGUCAGUCUUCUGUUAAACCAGUGAGACGAUCACAAUGCUGUUCUCAAGAGUUAAAAAAUUUGAAGCUUUCGGUGCCAGAAACCGGGACACAACAACAACCGGCUUUUGUGAAGGAGUAUCAAAUAAAUCCUGAGCAGAGAGGCCUUUGUGUGAUUAUUGACUGUGUUGGCUUUGAUGGAAAGAUGUUGAAUCAGACAUUUGAGCGUCUGGGUUUCAGGGUCAUUUUCCAUUCUCUCCUGGGUCUGAAAGAAACCCAGAAGGUCUUGGAAGACAUGACUCGCAACAGGAGCAUUCAGAAGUUCAACCGCUUCGUCUGCUGCCUCAUUAGCAGGGGAACGGACACUCAUCUGUUGGCUACAGACUCGAACGGCCUGGGCAUCAGCCUGGAGGAUCUCAGGCAGCUUUUCAGCCCAAACCAGUGUCCUUCACUGGGUGGGAAACCCAAACUGUUCUUCACCCAGAUCUACAGGACAACAGAAGCCCCUCCGACACCCUCAAUGGAUGAUGAAUACCUUGAGACGGAUGGACCAAAAGGCCAGUAUUCGGGGAGGCAGUGUGCGGGCAAGAGGACUGUCCCAGUGUCAGCGGAUGUCCUUUGGAGCGUGUGCACAGCAGAGGCGAAACUACUGGAAGAUUCUGGCCACCAGUCGGUUUACCUGCAUGCAUUACACAUUGCCUUAUUGAGGGGGCAUGAGAGAAAGAGCCCUAUAUUGGACAUCAUGACGGAGGUGAACAGAAACGUGUUUAGUCACAAUCAGCAGAAUCCUGAGAAGACGUAUCAACUUCAACUCUCUCACACACUACGGGAAACUCUUUACUUGUAACACGUAAUGUUUGCUACACAACACAUUCUGUCCCUUUCUCGCACAGACACUCUACUUGUUUUAGAAUAGAAUUGUUAGUGCACACAA
Rhinichthys klamathensis goyatoka is the source of this 1928-nucleotide messenger RNA. RefSeq names its product CASP8 and FADD-like apoptosis regulator a (gene cflara). The record is from RefSeq and is a predicted model, not a curated record. Lineage: Eukaryota; Metazoa; Chordata; Actinopteri; Cypriniformes; Leuciscidae. Gene Ontology annotation, biological process: negative regulation of extrinsic apoptotic signaling pathway via death domain receptors; proteolysis. The transcript is spliced from 10 exons. Gene Ontology annotation, molecular function: cysteine-type endopeptidase activity; protein binding. The coding region runs from base 357 to 1841 and encodes 494 amino acids.